AUGCUGUCCACAUUUCAUCGAUUGGGUUUUCGACGAAGUGUGUCUACCUACAGUGGCUUAACUUCUGCUGAUUUUUUGAAACAGAAGACAAACGAGCCGAUUUUGGAGUAUCGGAAGGGAAGCAGAGAAAGACAAGAUUUGGAGGCGGCGCUCGAUUAUUAUAGUAAGGUUAGUGUUGUUUCAGAGAAUUUUAGGCCAGCUUGAACUAGAAUUGUGUGGCUAAAGAACUAACUUUUUCCAAAAAUAAUUUUUUCAAACGGCCGAAAUUUUCAAAAUGAGAAACCUACACCCAAUCCACGCGGAAAAACACAAGUCACGUUGAAAAAUAAAAAAUGCCUCGAAAUUUUUGAUUUCCAAAAAAAUCCCCUUGGUCAUAAAUUUGUUAAACAAUGACUCAUAAAUUGAAUGUAGCCCGUCUCUACAAAAAUUGAUAUUUUUCAACACAAAAGAUCCGGAAGUUCAAAGAAUUCCGAAAAAGGAUCGUAAAUUUUGCAAAGACAAAAAGCCAUAAAUUCAUUUGUGCCCAUCGCAGAAAUAUUGAUUUUUUUAAUUAAAAAAUUAGGCUUAGAUGUGAAUUGAAACUUUUCAAAGCUAAUAUGAAGAAAAAACAAUAUACUUUUUUUUAAUUAAAAAAAAAUUUCGAAAUUAAAAAAUGAGGACGAUUUCACAUUUAAACACAUUGAAAUUGGCCACGUCUAUAGCUCAUUCAGAUUUUGAACAAUUAUCAAUAAAUUCAGCCCGCCACUACAUUAAAUAGAUUUUUUAACAAAACAAAAAAAGCGGCACAAAACACUGUGCAAAAAAGCAUCGUUCACAAAAAAGAUAACAUCUUUUCUCUUUUUCUCCAACCACAAAAAUAUAAUAGUAUUGGAAACCAAGAGACGAGACACUAACAUUUAUGAUUUUAUUGUGACACCAAUGAUUAUUGGCCCGAAUUAAAUUUUCUUUUUUUUUCUUAGAAUAUCACCGAUGUUCCACUUCGAAUUGGCAAUCAAAAAAUUACAAAUAACUUGGAGAGAAAACAAGUUAUUCCAUCUGAUCAUCGAAGUACAUUAGCUAGAUAUACAUAUGCGACUGGUGAACAAAUUCAAGAAGCAAUCAAUGUUGCAUUGGAGGCCAGAAGUGCUUGGGAAAAGAAACCAUUAGUCGAAAGAGCUGAGAUUUUAUUGAGAGCCGCUGAUUUGGCCGGUGGAAAAUAUCGGAUGAAAUUGAAUGCCUCUACAAUGUUAGGACAAGGAAAGAAUAUUGUUCAAGCUGAAAUUGAUGCUGCUUGUGAACUUAUUGAUUUCUUCCGGUUUAAUGCUGUCUUUGCUCUUGAACUCGAAACUUAUAGCCCAAUUUCAACAAAGAUUAGCACAAAUAGUUUGCAAUAUCGAGGAAUGGAAGGAUUUGUCGCAGCGAUUGCACCAUUCAAUUUCACAGCAAUUGGUGGAAAUUUGCCAACUGCACCAGCUCUUAUGGGAAAUGUAUCACUUUGGAAACCAUCGGAUACUGCGGUUCUCAGUAAUUAUAUUAUUUAUGAGCUUUUGGAAGAAGCGGGUAUGCCAGAUGGUAUUUUGAGUUUCUUGCCAUCAGAUGGACCAGUUUUUGGAAACACUAUUACACAAUCUGCUCAUUUGAGCGCAGUGAAUUUCACAGGAUCUGUGCCGACAUUCAAAACUAUUUGGAAAAAUGUUGCCGAUAAUCUUGAUAAAUAUGUGACAUUCCCAAAAUUGAUUGGAGAAUGUGGAGGAAAGAACUUCCACUUCGUUCAUCCUUCUGCACACAUUGAAUCGGUUGCCGCAGGAACUGCACGGUCCGCAUGGGAAUAUUCUGGACAAAAAUGCUCAGCUUGCUCAAGAGUUUAUGCACCGAAAUCAAUUUGGCCAAAAAUUCUCGAAAAGAUUUCAGAAAUUCACAAGCAAAUAAAAUUGGGAGAUGUUCGAGAUGGAUCAAUCUUCUUGUCAGCAGUUAUUGAUGACAAGGCUUUCGAAAGAAUUAGAGGAUAUAUAGGUGAGAACAAUAAUAUUAUGAAUCAAAGUAGAUAAUCAAUUUCAGAUUAUGCUAGAACUGGAGCCGAUGGUGCUAAAAUUGUGCUCGGAGGAGAAUAUGAUGAUUCAACAGGUUAUUUCAUUCAACCAACAUUAAUAACUGUAACUGACCCAAAAUCGAAACUUUUACGCGAAGAAAUGUUUGGACCUGUUGUCACAGUUUUUGUUUAUGAUGACAAAGAUGUUGAUCAAGUUUUAAAUUCGGUUAAAGAUGCAACACCUUUCGGUUUAACUGGAGCUGUUUUCUCGGAAGAUAAGGAGUUUUUGUAUAGGUAUGAAAGUACCUUAUUAGAAAACAUUCGAAUUAAUUGGUUUUAUAGAGCACGUGACACACUCCGAGAUGCAGUCGGAAAUAUGUAUCUCAAUGAUAAAUCAACUGGUUCAAUCGUCGGACAACAACCUUUCGGUGGUUCUAGAAUGUCUGGAACUAACGAUAAGGCCGGAGGACCACAUUACGGACUUCGAUGGGCUUCUCCACUAACUAUAAAAGAAACUUCAAUUCCAUUAACCGAGUGGAGAUAUCCAUCAAUGGAUUAG
Messenger RNA from Caenorhabditis angaria, 2567 nucleotides. The record is from the annotation of a GenBank genome assembly. NCBI's taxonomy places the organism in Eukaryota, Metazoa, Nematoda, Chromadorea, Rhabditida, Rhabditidae.